This is a messenger RNA of Closterium sp. NIES-65, 780 nucleotides long. NCBI's taxonomy places the organism in Eukaryota, Viridiplantae, Streptophyta, Zygnematophyceae, Desmidiales, Closteriaceae. The record is from the annotation of a GenBank genome assembly.
AUGGGCGCAAUAGCCAGGGCAGCUCCAACUAGCUCUCUUGAUUGGAAAGAUAAAGCAAGGCUGAAGCGGGAGGUCCGGGAUGACCCAUACGGUGCAGACCACCACCGCAUGAAAAAGGAGGCGUUAAUGAAGGAGGGGAGGAGCGAGAGCAUGGGUUCUCCUGGUGCAUCCGGUAGGCUACGCAUGGCUGCACCCAGGAGUGUGGAAGACCUUACGUGGGAGUCGGAACGAGUGAACACCCUAAUCGCGGACAUGAAGACCUGCCCUAGAAACCCCAAACCCCGCACCCUCCCCUCCCCGAUGCCUCUUUUGGGAUCGUUGUCAACCGGCCCAUCCUCAUCGGGCACCGAUCCCAGCCAAGUUGCAGAAAGCACACCCGCAGAAGGGCAACCCAUCUGUCGCCGGCAUGGCAUGCCCAAACUCAAGCUCAUGAGGGCGAGCAUGGCAUCACCCUUCGCUGCUCCUUUGCUGCCCCUCUGCUGCCCCUUGCUGUCCCCUGUGCUCUCUUAUCCCUCCGCUGCCUCUUGCUGUCCCGUCUACUCUCUCAUCUUUCUGCUUCCUCUUGCUGUCCCCUGUGCUCUCUCAUCUCUCUGCUGCCCCUUGCUGUCCCCUGUGCUCUCUCAUCCCUCUGCUGCCCCUUGCUGUCCCCUUUGCUCUCUCAUCCCUCUGCUCCCUCUCACUGUCCCCCGUGCUCUCUCAUCCUAUCCACUCGUCUAUCUCAGCUUCAUUUCAUCGAGGCACGGGACCGGAUGUGCAUGGAAGCUCCCGACCAUGCCUUAG